AUCUGGUGCUGAAGUUAAAAGUGUUUGUACUGAAGCAGGAAUGUAUGCACUUCGAGAACGACGUGUACAUGUAACACAAGAAGAUUUUGAAUUAGCUGUCGCAAAGGUUAUGGAAAAAAAUUCGAAAAAGAAUGUUUCAUUAAAAAAAUUUUGGACGUGA
Molecule: messenger RNA, 160 nt
Organism: Rotaria sp. Silwood1
Lineage: Eukaryota; Metazoa; Rotifera; Eurotatoria; Philodinida; Philodinidae
Source: the annotation of a GenBank genome assembly